This is a messenger RNA of Indicator indicator, 2133 nucleotides long. It is a transcript of the gene GAS2L3, whose product is annotated as growth arrest specific 2 like 3. Bases 1 to 2133 code for a protein of 710 amino acids. Gene Ontology annotation, cellular component: actin filament. Gene Ontology annotation, molecular function: actin filament binding; microtubule binding; cytoskeletal adaptor activity. NCBI's taxonomy places the organism in Eukaryota, Metazoa, Chordata, Aves, Piciformes, Indicatoridae. The transcript is spliced from 8 exons. The record is from RefSeq and is a predicted model, not a curated record. Gene Ontology annotation, biological process: actin crosslink formation.
AUGCAGGUGACCAUGCAGAAUGCAAUUCAGGUGUGGUUUGGAGAUGAUCUUCCCUUAAGUCCUCGAAGUCCUCUGACUCCCAGACAUGGGCCAGGUUUGGCGGACGUGUGCCUGUAUGACCAGUGGAUAUCUGUGCGGCACGAAGCAACCUUGGAGCCCAUGAAGGAAGAUCUGUCAAUCUGGCUGUCUGGCUUGCUGGGAACAGAAGUCAAAGCAGAGCAACUGCUAGAAGAACUGGAUAAUGGGGUACUGCUCUGCCAAUUGGUUGGUGUUCUUCAAAACACCAUUAAAAAAUGCUGUAGCUCAAAUAAUUUAAGGAAUUUUCCUAUGAGAAAAGUUCCAUGUAAGAAGGAUGCUCCAUCAGGAUCUUUUUUUGCCCGAGAUAAUACAGCCAACUUUCUUAACUGGUGUAGGGCCAUUGGAGUUGAUGAGACUUAUCUCUUUGAAUCUGAAGGUUUAGUUUUGCACAAGAAUCCAAGACAAGUUUAUCUUUGCCUGUUGGAAAUCGGACGCAUUGUAUCCAGUUAUGGAGUUGAACCUCCUGUACUAAUCAAGCUAGAGAAGGAAAUUGAGCUAGAAGAAACACUGCUGAUGACCUCUGGGCCACCAUCACCUGUUAGCACACCAAAGUCAUGUUGCCACCACGGGGAGCUACAUGAGGCAGUUAAACAUAUAGCAGAAGAUCCUCCCUGCAGUUGUUCCCAUCGAUUUUCGAUCGAAUACUUAGCAGAGGGACGUUAUAGGCUGGGAGAUAAAAUACUUUUCAUACGAAUGCUACAUGGCAAGCAUGUGAUGGUGCGUGUUGGUGGAGGCUGGGACACCCUGCAAGGCUUUCUCCUUAAAUACGAUCCCUGCCGAGUGCUUCAGUUUGCAACACUGGAACAAAAAAUCCUGGCCUUUCAGAAAGGAGUCACCAGUGACAGUGUCCCCAGCUCCUCAGCUAGAGUUCAGGAGCCUCCUGUUAUGAAUCCUAUGUCAGCUGUCAGUAGGUAUCAGAAGCAAUCAGCAAAACCCACUACUCCUGUUUCAGCUUCUGGGGCCGGUGCCAAGAAGGCUUUAUCCAAACGUCCUCAGUCCCCUGCCCUGGCAUCACCAAAAGUGCCAGCACUCCCAUCCUCCACAGCCAAGGCACUGACCUUCAGGUCCAGGUUAAAUGGAGGCAUGCAGUCUCCUUUCAAAACAUUGGGUGGCACCUCAAAGAAACUGGAGUCUCCUGCACACAGCUCACCAGCUUCUGCUCCUGCCAGCAAAAGCUCUUCCUCUGCAGGCACGAGAGCAGCUCUUGUCCACUCCGAAACACUGCGCAAACGGAUUCGCUCGCCUGAUGCUCCCAAAGAGAAGUUUGCCCUGCCUCAGGGUUCCCCAGCACCAGCACUACACCUUGCCCUGCCAAAAAAGCAGCCAUCAGACUUGGCUGGGGCAGCUGAAACACUGGCUUCAAAGCAGAAGCGUGUCCCUGCUAAAUGCAAACCUGUAUCUGUUGCCAAAGCCAAAGCGAGUCCUGUUGCUCCGAGGGCUGCUCAGCACCCUGCCACAAAUCUGCGUGCUGUUGCCAAGCUUGCACAUUCUCAGCAGCUCCUUGCAAAACCUCCUUCUGAAAGAGCUAUUCAGACCUCAGGAACUGCAUCUCGGCAGCCUCAGAAAGCUUCACAAACGGCUCCUUACCUGGCAAGGACCACGAAAAACGCUUCAGUCCUGAAACACUCAGCUUCUGCACCUUCCCUUGCGCUUAGCAAAGCAUCAAAGUCACCACCUACACUGGUAACUGCAGGCAAAAAAGUAUCAGCAGCUGUCAGUAAGCAGCCAAAUGUCAGUAAACUCCCUCAGGUUGGACCUACUCCAUGCAGAGCUCCUGAGCGCACUCCCUUAUCUGUUGUGCGACUUCCUCAGGCUUCAGCCAAAGCGGCAGUGACCAAAAGCCCAGCACAGCCUUCUGCAAAAGCUCAGCCUUCAACCAAAAACUUGCAAGCCAAUGCAGGCUUGGCCCCAGCAGCUAAGAAGCCUCUGCCUAAGGGAAAAUCAGCAGCAGUGUGUAACAAAGGAAUGCCUGAGGUGUCAAAAGGUCCUCUUAAAAAGAACAAGCAAGAUGAUCACUAUUUCGUUAUGACAGGGAGUAAAAAACCCAGAAAGUAA